AUGAACACAUUGACAGGCAAAUCAUCAAUACAUUGUAAGAUCUGUGCUGGGUUUAUGAAGAUCCUUUUCCAAAAGAUUAGGGAAGGGAAGGGGGAGGGGAAGAGGGCGUCGUACCUGUCUCCUUGGAAGACACCGGGUAGGGCAUGGGUCGCGGACGUCGGGAAAGGGCCGGAGGAGAGGCAGCUGCCGGCGACUGGUGGGGUAGGGCUGCCGGCGACCGUCGGGGAAGGGGCGGAGGAGGACGCUCGAUGCCCAGACCGCCAGGCCAAGAGAACACGAGAGAAGCGAGCGACAACUUCAAUUGACUUCCUAGCAAAGUACCAGUUUGAUUUCAACACAUGCUUCCGUGAAGGAGUAUCUUAUCUAUCCAGAGCACAAGAGGAAGAGGCGCUACACAAAUUUAAUAUGUUGUAUCAUGGCCAAACAGCUACAUCUUCCACCAAUUCUGAAGAGGACAGAGACAUACCUUUAAAAAGUGCUUCUGAUAUUCUUUUCACAGAAAGGAUGAAAAUGAACUUCAAGGAAUGGCGUGAUGUGAUAGUCAGCAAGCCAAUGGUUGACAACCAUUUGUCAGGAAACAUUAAAUGUUGUGCAGGACAAUUCCAGACAGUUUUCUUCAAAAUGCGCCCAGCUAUUAUGCUUAAUGGAUUCUCAUCGCAUCAAUUGAAGUUGAUUCAACAGGUUUUGAGAAAAAACUUUAAGGAUCUUGUUUUUGUCUGUACAUCUGGUGAGGAUGACACAUCUGAAAAGAAAGUAGUUUAUUCAGUCACUGAUGAGGACAGAAUAUUAUUAAUGAAAGAUGUUCAGGAAGAUCUACUAAAAAACAGGGAAGAAAGAGUUAAAUCAGCAAUAGGCAUCCGCCAUGUCAUCGACCUUCUUUCAUCAGAAAGGAAAUUGAUUGUUGGACAUAGUUGUUUCCUAGAUAUUGCACAAGUGUACAGCAAGUUUGUAGGUCCUCUUCCAUCAUCUAUCAAGGAAUUUGCGUUAAGUUUCCACAAAAUUUUCCCACACAUUGCAGAUACCAGGCAUCUUAUGUCUGUCAAUCAAGCAGUUCAGAAACUGAUGAAGCAUAAAAGCAAAUCACUAUCUUCAGCUUUCUCAUUGUUGUGCCCUGCAUCUUAUUCAUCUGCUGAGAAGCCAUCCAGUCAUCCUCCUGUGACAAUUGAAGUUGAAGGAGAUGAAACGACGUCUUCUUGCUUCAUUUCAGGUGCCAAGCAUGAAGCUGGGUAUGAUGCAUACAUGACUGGAUGUAUUUUUGUGCAGUUGUGCGCUUAUCUUGGCAUAAAAUUUGAGCAGUUCUCACCUCUGGAAAACCUAGCAACGAACACUAAGCUGCAUAAACACAUCAAUUUUUUGUCCCCUAGCUGGAACAGUGGGACAGUGAUUGAUUUGAGCACUGGCAUGGAGAGACCAGAACCAGGUUAUAUGAGAAGGUACCCUGCUGCUGUGUAUGAUAACAUCAUUGUCAUCUGGGGAUUCCCGUCUAAGGUUAGACCAAAGGAAAUUAAGGAUUGCGUCUGCAAAGUAUUUGGUUCAGGUUCGGUUACAACCGUCUUCUCCAUUGAUUCCACUGCUGCCCUUGUGCAGUUCAAGAAACAAGAGUCCGUAAACGAUUUCUUGGAUUUGAAGGCUGUUUUGGAGAGGGCAGAUAGUGCUAUCUCAAUUCUACACCCCCUGUCAACGAUAUUGGAAGGAGGCCAAACACGAGCUGCAAAGUAUGAUACCUACAGAGACAUCUGCAGCUCUUCUGAAUCAAAGUAUCUCUUUGCUGAUCAAGCUGAAGCAGUUUGUGCAACUUCAAAGAAUCAACUCAGAGAAAAUGUUGAUGACAAUCUUAUAUCUGGUGUUCUUGAUGGAGUUGCACUCGCCUCUGUAACCGAGGGAGAUAGAAUAAUAUCGGAUUCCAAGAAUCAAGACGUUGCUGAUGUUACAUGUCACGAUAUCUUAGAUGCUCUACAUGAUGGCAAAGCAUUGUUGGUCAGACGAAUGUGA
Miscanthus lutarioriparius is the source of this 1992-nucleotide messenger RNA. The record is from the annotation of a GenBank genome assembly. NCBI's taxonomy places the organism in Eukaryota, Viridiplantae, Streptophyta, Magnoliopsida, Poales, Poaceae.